Messenger RNA from Staurois parvus, 3182 nucleotides. The record is from the annotation of a GenBank genome assembly. NCBI's taxonomy places the organism in Eukaryota, Metazoa, Chordata, Amphibia, Anura, Ranidae.
UUUAUUGCCAUGAAGACCCGUGCCUUUCAGGUGGAGCAGAUGCAGUACAAGGACUCCAGAAUUAAACUGAUGAACGAGAUCCUCAACGGCAUUAAAGUCCUCAAACUCUACGCCUGGGAGCCGUCGUUUGCCCAGAAGGUCCUGGAGAUCCGCGGCAAAGAGCUGAGCGUCCUGCGGAAGGCAGCCUAUCUCAAUGCUCUGUCCACCUUUGCCUGGACCAGUGCCCCAUUCUUGGUGGCCCUGACCACAUUUGCUGUGUACGUCAGUGUUGAUGAGAAGAACAUUCUGGAUGCAGAGACAGCAUUUGUGUCCCUCUCACUGUUCAAUAUAUUGAGAUUCCCUCUGAAUAUGCUGCCCCAAGUCAUCAGCAACCUUGCUCAGGCAAGCGUCUCCAUAAAAAGAAUUCAGAAUUUCCUGGCCAAUGAUGAGCUGGACCCUGAUGCCGUGAACAAGGAUAAGACAAUUCCCGGAAAUGCCAUCACGGUGCACAAUGGAACAUUCAGCUGGGCGAGAAGCAACGAACCGGUUCUACAUAACAUCAAUCUGCUGGUCCCCACUGGCUCUCUGGUCGCUAUUGUCGGUCACGUCGGCUGUGGAAAGUCGUCUUUGGUGUCGGCUCUCCUUGGAGAGACCGAGAAGAUAGAAGGGGAUGUCUCCAUCAGGGGUUCUGUUGCAUAUGUCCCCCAGCAGGCCUGGAUACAGAACUCCACCCUGAAGGACAACAUUCUGUUUGGCCGGACAGAUAAUGAGAAAAACUACAAGAAGGUUCUGGAAGCAUGUGCCCCUGCUCACAGACUUAGAGGUGCUGCCGGGAGGGAGAUCAGACUGAGAUUGGGGAGAAGGGUAUUAACCUGUCCGGGGGCCAGAAGCAGAGGGUCAGCUUGGCUCGGGCUGUAUAUAGCAAUUCUGAUGUAUAUCUCUUGGAUGACCCCCUCUCUGCCGUUGACGCUCAUGUCGCUAAACACAUCUUCGACAAUGUCAUUGGACCAGAUGGACUGCUGCGAGGGAAGACUCGGGUACUGGUCACUCACGGUAUCAGUUUUCCUGCCACAAGUCGAUCACAUUGUGGUCAUAGUGGACGGAAGGGUGUCCGAAAUGGGAUCCUACCAAGAACUGAUGAAGCAAAAUGGAGCGUUUGCAGAAUUCCUGAGGAACUAUGCCUUUGAUGAUGAGGUGGAGGAGGAGGAGCUGACCAUCCUGGAUGAGGAGGAGGUGUUACUGGCGGAGGAGACACUGAGUAAUCACACCGACCUUGUAGACAAUGAGCCCAUCGCCAACGAGGCCCGCAAAAAGUUCAUCAGGCAAAUCAGCGUCCUGUCAUCGGACUCGGAUCCGACGCCGCACGCCAUGUCAACACGGAGGAGGGUCUGUGAGAGGAAGAUGUCUGAGACUGCGGCAGUGAAGAAACCGCCGGUGGAAAAACUCAUCCAGACAGAGACUACCGAAACUGGGAGGGUGAAGAUGGCGGUAUUCUGGCAAUAUAUGAAAGCGGUCGGCCUCCCAGUUUCUCUUUUUAUUUGCUUCCUAUACUGCUGCCAGAAUGCGUCUGCCAUUGGCGCCAACGUGUGGCUUAGUGACUGGACUAACGAGCCCAUAGUCAACGGAACGCAGGCAAAUACACAGAUGCGAGUUGGCGUUUACGCAGCCCUUGGAUUGUUGCAAGGUCUGCUGGUAAUGACGUCCUCCUUCACAUUGGCCUUGGCGGGUAUUGGUGCUGCCCGAAAGCUGCAUGUGGCCCUCCUGGACAAUAAGAUGCACACGCCGCAAUCCUUCUACGAUACGACCCCGAUCGGACGCAUCAUUAAUCGAUUCUCCAAAGACAUAUAUGUGAUCGAUGAGGUCAUCCCACCAACCAUCCUCAUGUUCCUGGCGACAUUUUUCACGUCCAUCUCCACCAUGAUAGUGAUUGUGUCCAGUACACCACUCUUCGCUGUUGUCAUUAUACCUCUGGCGUUUGUCUACUUCUUUGUACAGAGGUUCUAUGUGGCUACUUCGCGGCAAUUGAAGCGCCUGGAAUCGGUCAGCAGGUCCCCCAUAUAUUCCCAUUUCUCAGAGACCAUCACAGGUGCCAGUAUCAUCAGGGCAUACGGGAGGCAAACCAGUUUCAUCCAACUCAGUGACAACAAGGUGGACGAAAACCAAAAGAGUUACUACCCGGGCAUCGUGUCUAACAGGUGGCUGGGAAUACGGGUGGAGUUUGUUGGGAAUUGUGUUGUCCUCUUCGCAGCUCUCUUUGCAGUCAUUGGUAGAGAGAAAGCCUCACCCCUGGAAUUGUGGGUCUCUCUGUGUCCUAUGCAUUGCAGGUGACCAUGUCACUUAACUGGAUGGUACGGAUGACUUCUGACCUGGAAACAAACAUUGUGGCAGUGGAACGUGUCAAGGAAUAUUCUGAGACAGAGACAGAGGCUCCCUGGAGGAUAGACGAUAAGAAGCCGGAAGAGAGUUGGCCAAGUAAAGGUGAAGUCGAAUUAUCCAACUACUCUGUCCGGUACAGACCUGGCUUGGAUUUGGUACUGAAAAACUUGAACCUGAAAGUUAAAGGAGGAGAAAAGGUUGGGAUUGUGGGAAGGACGGGAGCAGGAAAGUCUUCCAUGACGCUGUGCCUGUUCCGGAUUCUGGAGGCUGCUGAGGGAAUUAUCACCAUCGAUGGUGUAAAUAUUGCUGAGAUUGGUCUUCACGACCUUCGAUCUAUGCUCACUAUUAUUCCACAGGACCCGGUGCUAUUUUCAGGGACUCUGAGGAUGAACCUGGACCCUUUUGAUAAAUAUUCUGAUGAUGAAAUCUGGAAAGCACUGGAGUUAUCCAACUUGAAGAAGUUUGUCACCAGCCAGGCAGAGAAGCUGGACUAUGAGUGUUCAGAGGGUGGAGAAAAUCUGAGUGUUGGUCAGCGUCAGCUGGUUUGUCUAGCCCGAGCUCUCCUCCGUAAAACCCGCAUCCUCGUUCUGGAUGAAGCCACAGCCGCCAUUGACCUGGAGACUGACGACCUCAUCCAAAUGACCAUCCGGACACAGUUUGAGGACUGCACAGUGCUGACCAUCGCACACCGGCUGAACACCAUCAUGGAUUACACAAGGGUUCUUGUCCUCGACAAGGGGAGAAUAGCUGAAUUUGAUACGCCUACCAACCUCAUAGCAUCAAAAGGAAUAUUUUACGGCAUGGCGAAGGAUGCUGGACUGGCCUGA